AUGUCGCUAACGAAUUAUUAUUCCAUGAUGGGGCUGCAGCCGGAGGAGCCGUACGGAGCGCAUUUCAUCACCGGGGGCUUGCAGGGUUCGGCGCCCGGCUGCGGGAAGCCGGUGCGCGGAGACGCCGAGGAGGAGGCGGACACCCCCGGCUCGCACAUUCCGGAUUUUUCGCAUUUCUCCAGCAAGCAAACGAGCCUGAACGGUUUUUCCGCCUGGACAUCCGCCUCUCCUCCGCCUGCGUCCUCGUCUCAGUCCGCCUCCAUCCCCUCCGGGCUCUUCCACCCGCACCACCUCCUGGGCCGGCACCACCCGUACUACGGACCGCAGGCCGACCACAUCCCUCCGCCGGCCGCCUCCGACAGCAGGUUCGUCCGCUGUUGGGAGGCGGCGGCCGCGGCGGCGGCGGCGGCGGCUGUGGGUUCGAGCCCGGAGACCGCCCUGUCCCAGAGCGCCUUCCUGCCCGCGCAGCCGGGGGACCUCACGAACCCGAGCCCGCGGUACGAGGCCGUUAAAGCCGACAGCUCCCCGCCGUCUCACGGCAGCCCCGGAGACUCGAGCUUCGACAGCCCGGCCGAGGUGGUCCUGGAGCGGCUCGGUACCGCGGAGGAGACGGCGAGGAACGCGGAGCCCAAGAAAGAAGAGGAGGCCGGGAGAGCGCAGCUGGACCCGGAAAACCCAUCAGCCAGCUGGAUCCAUGCCAAGUCCACCCGGAAGAAGAGGUGUCCGUACACCAAACACCAGACCCUGGAGCUGGAGAAGGAGUUCCUCUACAACAUGUACCUGACCCGGGACCGGCGCCUGGAGGUGGCAGGACUCUUAAAUCUGACAGAGAGACAGGUCAAAAUCUGGUUCCAGAACAGACGCAUGAAAAUGAAGAAGCUGAUGAUCCGGGAGAGGAGGAGCCUGAAUGACUGA
Thalassophryne amazonica is the source of this 915-nucleotide messenger RNA. Its product is annotated as homeobox protein Hox-D9b-like. Gene Ontology annotation, biological process: regulation of transcription by RNA polymerase II; anterior/posterior pattern specification; proximal/distal pattern formation. NCBI's taxonomy places the organism in Eukaryota, Metazoa, Chordata, Actinopteri, Batrachoidiformes, Batrachoididae. Gene Ontology annotation, molecular function: DNA-binding transcription factor activity, RNA polymerase II-specific; RNA polymerase II cis-regulatory region sequence-specific DNA binding. The record is from RefSeq and is a predicted model, not a curated record. The coding region runs from base 1 to 915 and encodes 304 amino acids. The transcript has 2 exons. Gene Ontology annotation, cellular component: nucleus.